AACAUUAAUAUAAAAUAAUAUCAAAAUGCCUCAAAUUCCAUAUAUACAUUUCCAAAAAAAACAAACAGAAAAAGUCGAUUGGGUUGAACCAUUGAAAAAAUUUAUUCAGGCUACAUCUAUUGAUGAAAAUCAAUAUAUCAAUGAAUGUAAUAUUCUUAAUAAAUUACGUCAAGAUAUUCAAGAAGAAAACAUGGAUAUAAUAAACCUAAAUAUGCUUUAUAAAUACUACGGGCAACUUGAAUUUUUAAGUCUUAGAUUUCCUAUAGAUGAAAAGAAUAUACGAAUUUUAUUUACAUGGUAUUGCGCAUUUACGAAUACAGCCAUAUCGCAAUAUUCAUUAGCAUACGAAAAGGCAUGUGUUAUGUUUAAUAUUGCAGCAACACUUUCUACAAUAGGAACAACACGAGACAGAUCAAAAGAAGAUGAAAUCAAAAAAGCAUAUCAUUAUUUCCAAUCAUCAGCUGGAAUAUUUGAGUUUAUAAACACAAAUUUUUUGCAUGCCCCAAGUUUUGAUUUAGAAAAAGAUAAUAUACAAUCUUUAUGUGAAAUUAUGCUUGCUCAAGCUCAAGAAGUCCUCUGUGAGAAACAAAUAAAUGAAUCAAAAAAACCUAGUAUAAUAUCCAAGCUUUGUGCACAAACAGCUUGGUACUACGAAAAUAUUAUAAGCAAAAUUUCUAAAAAUGUUCAAAAAAAAAUUUUUAAAAAAUAUUGGUUACAACUUUGCGAAAUAAAACAAAAGUAUUACAGUUCUAUAGCACAUUUAAAUAAAGCUCUAGUUGAUGAAGGGAAUAAUAAGUAUGGAGAGGCUUUAGCACAUUUAGCAAUAGCAAAUACACAAUGUCGUGAAGCUUCUAAACUUUCGUUAUCUUUACUUUUGUCAAUAUCUACUUCUGAUAAACUGAUGUUUGAUCCAAUGUCGUAUUUUAAUAAUAUAAUUAAGAAUCUCUCCAUGCAGAUACAAGAAAAAAAAAAUAAAUUAAAUCACGAUAAUGAUUAUAUAUAUUACCAAUCUAUCGUUAGCGAAGAAUCACUUAAACCUCUUGAAAGACUUUCAAUGGCAAAAGCAACUCCUAUCCAAGAAAUAUAUGUCAAUCAAAAUAUACAAGAAUUAAUUGGGCAAGAUAUUUUCUAUAAGUUUAUACCAAUAUCUAUUCAUGAAAGCGUCUCAUUGUAUUCAGAAGAAAAGGCGAAACUAAUUAGAAAAGAAUUAGAAAGAUGUGAAACUGCAGAUUUAGAAUUGGAUAUAGCGUUAAGUCAUUUAAAAUUACCUGAUUCUUUAAAACAUUAUAAAUAUAAUGAUUCGAUAAUAGUGAAAGAAUUAUCAAAAGUUCCCGAAGAAAUUAUUGAGUUAUCAAAAUCUAUACUUGAUCAAGAGAAGGACUGUGAAGUUUUAUCACUUAUUAACAGUCUUUUAAAUCUGAAAGAAAAAAUAAAUUUAGAUCUAAAUGAAGUUGAAUUUAUUAUGAAUGAAGAAGAACAAGAAUGUGAAACAAUGAGGGAAAAAUAUUUACGUAAAUGGUCACAGAUUCCAUCUAGCUCAUUGACUUUAUUAAUGAAAAAACAAUUGUCCUUAUAUAGAGAAAAUCUUUCCUCAUAUGCUGAUUUACAUUCGCAAUUAAUAUCUGAGUAUAAUUCUUUUGCACAUCAAAUAGCUACAUUAAUUGAAGGAGAAAAAAAUAUUCAAAAAAAUUAUGAACGAGAAAUUGAAAAAGCUAUUCAAAGCUCUCAAACAAACCUUUUGGAUUUCGAUGAUUCUAAUGAUAUUCAAAAUGAAGUAAAUAAAAUAGAAAAUAUAUUAAAAAAAUUAAGUAUUAUUAAAAGGGAACGACAAGCAACUUUAAAGGAUUUAAAAGAAAAAAUAUGCAAUGAUGACAUUUCAAACAUAUUAAUUUUAAAAAAAGCAAAAUCAGACACAGAAAAACAAAUUUUUUUAUCAGAGCUUGAAAAAUUUAAGCUCCAUGAAACCAGACUGUCUGAAACUAUUUAUCAUCAAGCUCAAAUACUUCGAAACCUUACUUUAGAUUUCGAAAAUUUACAAUCUAUUUCAUCAAAGUCACCUAUUAUUCAAAAAUGGACCAAAAUGACUGAAACAAAUAAAAGUAUUUCAAAUAAUUUUAAAGAAACAUAUAAAAAAUACUGUAAUAUAAGAUCUAGAAUUUUAGACAUAAUUUCAUCCUAUAAGGAACUAAAAAACCUUUCCAGUUUACUUUUACUAAAUACUAAAAAAUUUGUAGAUGAUCGAAGACAUGAAGGAGCAAACAUUUUGUUUCAUAUAAAAGCUACAUCUUAAGAAAAAAUAUGUAAAAGUUAUAUAAAAAUUUAAUAUACAAGAUAAAAUAUAA
This is a messenger RNA of Pneumocystis murina B123, 2342 nucleotides long. RefSeq lists its product as hypothetical. Gene Ontology annotation, biological process: protein transport to vacuole involved in ubiquitin-dependent protein catabolic process via the multivesicular body sorting pathway. Bases 26 to 2290 code for a protein of 754 amino acids. The transcript has 9 exons. The record is from RefSeq and is a predicted model, not a curated record. Gene Ontology annotation, molecular function: protein binding. Gene Ontology annotation, cellular component: endosome. NCBI's taxonomy places the organism in Eukaryota, Fungi, Ascomycota, Pneumocystomycetes, Pneumocystales, Pneumocystaceae.